UGGAGGUUCAGUCAGACUCAUUCACCAAACAAGCUGUGUGCAAGGAAGAACAGCAAGCAGCCACAACUGCAAGAUCUACUCUACAAGUUUCUCCAAACACACCAAUGCUGUCAGAUUACGGAACCAAACCAUACGCUUUUCAUCAGCCAAAAUACUUCUCGGUACAGCAGAGCAUCAUCAGUCAACAGAUAAUCCCCCAGAGGACGACAACUUUGCCGUGUUUACGAAGCGUCGCUUGGGGCACUCCACACACUGGUACAGUCUGCUUUAAAGAGUCAUCUCACCACAGUGUGGAGCACUUCACAACAUGGCAACAUGGCAGUGUCGGGAGCUGGGGACAUUUAAAUAUGGAGAAGCUGCUAAUGGUGUGUUUGAUGAAGGAGCUAGAAGGAAGUCCAUUCUCCAAAGUAAAUGUUGCGGUGAUGCAAUCCUCAGACUCCUGCGUGCAAUCACAAGGCCCCGGAGUUGCACGGUCAGCCAGGAAGAGGCGUGGGCCACACUGCUUCUCACUCAUGCAGCCCCAACUCAUUGUCGGUGACUGAUGCAGGAAAGGCGAUAAAAGGGAAACAGGAGAGGACUGGAGAUACCAAAACUGGAGAGUGAGCAUGGAAUAUUUCAUGGUACCCGCUCAGAAGGUGCCCUCUUUGCCACACUUCCGGAAGACGGAGAAAGAAGUGAUCGGGGGUCUUUGCAGUCUGGCCAACAUUCCUCUAACCCCAGAAACAGCCCGCGACCAAGAGAGGCGGAUUCGCAGAGAGAUCGCCAACAGCAACGAGCGUCGGCGCAUGCAGAGCAUCAACGCCGGUUUCCAGUCGCUCAAAACGCUCAUCCCGCACAGUGAUGGGGAGAAGCUCAGCAAGGCCGCCAUCUUGCAACAAACAGCGGACUACAUUUUCGCUUUGGAGCAGGAGAAGACACGGUUACUGCAGCAGAACAAUCAACUCAAGCGAAUCAUACAAGAGCUAAGUGGCUCCUCCCCAAAACGGAGGCGCGUGGAAGAGAAGGACGAAGGCAUCGGCUCGCCUGACAUCCUGGAAGAGGAGAAAACGGACGACCUGAGGAGGGAGAUGGUCGAGCUGAGGCAGCAGCUGGAGAAAGAGCGCUCCACUCGGAUGAUGCUGGAAGACCAGAUGCACUCCAUCGACGCUCACUUGUACCCGGAAAAACUGAAGGCUCUAGCCCAGGAGGUCCAGGAACAGCAACAUAAGCAGCUGGAAAGGGACCUCACACCUGUUCAUAGCCCACAGGUGUUUGCCCCAGCGACCCCUCCUGCCCCCACACACCACCCCACUGUCAUCGUCCCAGCGCCAGUCCAACCUCAGCAGCCCCAUCACGUCACCGUGGUAACCAUGGGCCCGGCGUCUGUCAUCAACACGGUCUCCACAUCCCGACAGAACCUGGACACCAUUGUUCAAGCGAUCCAGCACAUCGAGGGCACCCAAGGGAAAAGUUGCGAGGAGGAGCAGCGGCGGGCGGUCAUCGUGUCCUCGGGACGCGUCCUCUCUGACAACGACGAGCUUGACGACUCCUCGCUGCCAUGAGUCCGCACACCCGCCUACACGCAUAAGACAAGAGACUAUUUAAAAUAGGGCUGGUAGACACGUUGAAGCACUCGUACGUACAGUACAUUCGUACGAACAAGUACAGUAUAGUACCGUGAUAGGCAGCCACCACUUAAUCCAUGCCGCUUAUCUACAUACACAUAUUUAACUUGUAGAUGGGUUACUAGAGCAGCUAAAAGACUGAUCGUAUAAAUACUCUCAUACUGGAUGUUACUCGUCAAGCUGUACAUCUUGUUGCCCACUAGAGGGCGUGCUCAAACAAAAUGAGGCCCCGAGAGUGACCACACUUUUUUUUCUUUUUUUUUUAAACACUGUGAGCCAUCUUUUACGCUUCUCUCUCUUGUACAGGAGAGAACGCACUUAACCAGUUUUGUCUUCUGUUUGUGUGUCGCCAUUAUUGCUGGGCUGGGUUCCCAGUGCACUCCUCCAUCCCAGACAUAAAGGCUUGUUAAUUAAGCUUAUCAGUGGGCACUUUGGAGUGUUGCUACGUGCUUGUGUCCCCCCCCGCCCCCUCUUUUAGCAUUUAGCUUAGCCGUGCAGCUGAGACUCUGGAAGUCUGCAGCAGCACCAAACUUAAUGCCUCCCAUGGGAAGGCACACUUAAAUGUUUCCGCCAUUAUUAGGCACACAAACAAACAAACACACAACUCACACACACACACACACACGCACACACACACACACACACACAAUCGCGUUUGCUCAAUCAUAACCCCCCAACUCCACUGCUAGUUCUCCUUAAAGCUUUUUACUUUUUCUUUAUUACACAUUCCUGCAAAGAUCAUACUUAUUAAUUUUGAUGUUCAUCGCCUAAAAUGUAGAAAUGUGUCAUAAAUGCAAAUACAGUGGAACCAACAAAGUCCAACGCUACAAAGGUCGUGGAAUUUUCCUGGAAACUGUCACUUACAGGUGAUCUUUUCUUGUACUAUUUUUUUUCUCGUAAGCGACUCGUUGAAAUCUUACAUGUAUCCUAAUAAAUGUAGUUAUUUGUAAAGGGGUUAAGUUCCGAGAACCCCGCAAAAAGCCAAAUCCUGCGACGAAUGGCCUAAAAAAUGUAUUAAAUGGAUAGAUAGAUAGAUAGUACUUUAUUGGUUCCUUCAGGAGAGUUCCCUCAGGAAAAUUAAAUGUACAGUACAAUUCAGUUUUAUGGUGAUCUACUGCAGUGGUUCACACCAUUUGUUCACCAAGUACCACCAUAAUGACCAACAUUAAAAUACAGUAGCGCUGUAGCCCUAAAUAUUAAUUAAAAACAAGGCAGAAUUUUUUUUUUUUUUAAACUAUUUAAUUCAGUGAUUCUUUGGUAUAAUACUAGAUCAGGGGUCUGCAACCUUUACUAUCAAGAGACAUUUUGUCACCUCUUUCACUAAAGAAAAAUAGUAUAGAGCUGCAAAACCUAACGCAGCUUAUAAGCUUUUCAAACAUUUAAUCUUUUUUAUUUUACAGGAAAAGCAAUCUGUCCACGGGAAAUUAAACUUGUUUUAUUUUCUUUUUUGGGCAAGUAUUUAUAGUUAGAUCUCUAUAGAUGUUCUUAUUCAUCCAGGUCAUUGUAUUCUCAGGGCAUUUAAUCGACCGCAACUGGACUGUUUUGUUUCAACAGUUGUUUGGUUUGCUUUUUUUCCCCAUACGAUUAAGCGGAACCAUCCUUGCUCAGGCACACUGAGUUUAAAUAUUUGGGGUUUUGGCGCCAACCGCGGGACUGUAUCUGACCAAUCUAAGUCUAUGAGCAUGAACUAAGUAAAGCCUACUUGGAUGAGAGGCGAAACGUCUUCCAAGACAAACCAAACAGUCCAGUUGCGAUCGAUUGAAUGCCCUCAGAUUAUUUAUGGUUAGGUUACCCAAGGUGUUGCACACUCGAGAUGCUUAACUGAACACAAUGGGUUCCAGUCUUUUUUACUUGUCUUCCUAGCGCCCCAGGACUCGGCCUGUGUGGAUUUACGGCCUUACAGACAGUCGGAAAUUCUAGAACUAUUUUUAAAAAUGCUUACUUUUUUUACCCCAGGAUUUAAAAAAUUCAAGGGAGCCACAACAAGGCCAGCCGGUUGCAGACGCCUGCACUAGAUGGAGCCCGCGUACCACUGCUCUACUAUAUAGCAGCAAUUCUUGUUACAUUUUUAAAACACUUUUUGCAUAAAAGUACAUCUUCAACUUGUCAAUAACAACUUUUUUUCAUGAACUGUAUUCAAAACUCGACAUUGAAUAAUACAAUUGUUUUUUAAUUGUAAAUGAUAAGUUCAUUCUAAUGACACUACUUAGAAAAUUAAAAUGUAAUUAUCUUACAGUUACAAUUAAGAAUUUUUCCUGAUAAAAUUGCAAUUCUAUUCUCGUGAAUUACAACUUUUGUUUUUACAUUCCCGUACAAUACCUUUUUUUUUUUUAGUGUACAGCGACAAAAAUUACAACUUUUCUAUGUUCACAUGACAUCACUUAUUACCUGUAAAAUAGCAGUUGAAUUCCUGUACAAUUACAAUUAUUACCAAUUUUUCUGGCGAAAUUACAGAUGCAAAAUGUCAGUUUCCUUUUCAUUCGACUUUUAUCACGAAAUAAAUAUCCAUUGCAAAACACGGGUUAAUUUUUGUAAAAGUGCAACUUCGUUGCCUAAUGUAAAACCUUUUGAUGUUAAUUCUGAAACCCUAUUCAGAUUUUUUGGGGGGUAAAAUUAAAUUUUUAAGAUUCUUCCAAUAAAAGUUUUACUUCUUGCUUUAAAUGGAAAGUUUAUCCUCGUAAAUCUGCAAUCAUGACUUUCUCAUAAAUAUCUCAUCUUUAUUCACUCAGUACAGUAUAGCAAAUAUCUCAGUAAAAUUACAUUUUAAAUUAGUCUUAUUAUGACUUCUUUUCAAAUAAUUUUAUGGAUGGAAAAUUAAAAUUUUAAUUACUGACCAUGUUUCUCUUUAAAAAGUUUUAACUUUUGUUGAAAAUGUUAUUUCCCCACAAAUCAAGGGUAUUUUCAACACCCAUCAGGCACAAGACAUUGAUACAACGUUGAUUAUACACACAUGUCCUCUAAAACUGACUUUGACACAACCUUGCAAUAUAGUUGUAUUUGUAAAUUGAGAGGCCAUGUUGGUUGGAAAAUGACCAAAUUUCAAUGGUCAAAUAAACGUCACAACCUGACAGUGAGCAAACAUCAAAAAGUAUGUUUUUUCAACAUUGUUUUUGUGUUGUAGAAUAUUGACUGGGGAAUGACCGAAUCAAAAAGCAUGUUGUUUGAGUUGCUCAAUGUCAGGACCUAAUUCAGCAAGUUCUCAACGUUGUUUCAAUGUCUUGUUCCACCUGGGAUGGCCAGUAAGUUUAAUAGAUAUUUUUAGGAUGGUGAUGGUUUGACCCAGGAACAGAUUGUUCCAGUUUUCGUGUUUGACUUUAGAGGUUCCACUGUAGCUGUUGGAGCUCAUAAUGAUUCCAAAUACCUUUGACCACUCAAACAUUCCAUUUCAAUUCAACACUUUUGUCAUUUAAAUGCUGUAUUUUCUGCCAUAUCUCAAACUCUGACAUAGUCACUGUUUUCAUCCUAGCCCUUUAAAAAGAAAAAUCCUCGCCCUCACUUGAAAUGAAUGAGGGCCUUCUUUAAAAAAAAAAAAAGAUUGGCACGAAAAAUGUGCUUUUUAAUGUUUUAAUCCAUUUCAAGCACUUACUCGACUGGUGCCGCACUUUUUCUUCUUAAAGAAAGGCACCAUUGUUGUUACAGUAUGUCAUACCUCCAUAUAUAGCCCAUCAAUUUUCAUCUUUUACAGCCCACCACCACCCCCGUCCCUUUUUUUUACUGUCUGCAUAUGUUUUUGUAUGAGAAAAGUUUGGGGGAUUAAGAGGCUUGUGCCUUUGUAAAGACAGACUAAUAAAGUUUGUACUUUGUUUUUUUUAA
Messenger RNA from Entelurus aequoreus (snake pipefish), 5417 nucleotides. It is a transcript of the gene tfap4, whose product is annotated as transcription factor AP-4 (activating enhancer binding protein 4). The record is from RefSeq and is a predicted model, not a curated record. NCBI's taxonomy places the organism in Eukaryota, Metazoa, Chordata, Actinopteri, Syngnathiformes, Syngnathidae. Gene Ontology annotation, biological process: regulation of transcription by RNA polymerase II. Gene Ontology annotation, molecular function: RNA polymerase II cis-regulatory region sequence-specific DNA binding; protein dimerization activity; DNA-binding transcription factor activity, RNA polymerase II-specific. Gene Ontology annotation, cellular component: nucleus. Bases 606 to 1541 code for a protein of 311 amino acids. The transcript is spliced from 11 exons.